Messenger RNA from Aspergillus mulundensis, 717 nucleotides. Its product is annotated as ankyrin repeat domain-containing protein. Gene Ontology annotation, molecular function: protein binding. The transcript has 6 exons. Bases 1 to 717 code for a protein of 238 amino acids. The record is from RefSeq and is a predicted model, not a curated record. NCBI's taxonomy places the organism in Eukaryota, Fungi, Ascomycota, Eurotiomycetes, Eurotiales, Aspergillaceae. Gene Ontology annotation, cellular component: nucleus; cytoplasm.
AUGGCUGCCACUAGCGACUCAAAGUUCCCAUUGCACGAAGCUGCUCGGGACGGCAAACUUUCUGUGGUCGAGUCACUUUUGAACGCCAACCCAAAACUAGCCACGACCAAAGAUGACGAUGACCGUCUUCCCAUCCACUGGGCAGUGGCAUACAAUCACCUCCCCAUUGUCGAACUCCUCGUGGCCACGAGGAACUUCGAUCCAGACGUCGAGGACGGAUCAUGCUGGACUCCUCUGAUGAUUGCAUCGAGUCUGAAGAACGCUGAAGGAGAUCCCAUCAUUGAUCUUCUUCUACGAAAGGGCGCAGACGUCAAUGUUAAGAGUACCACUGGUCAGAACGCGCUACACUUUGCAACGUCCAAAGCAAGUAUCUCCACAAUCCGCAAACUACUGGAAAACAAAUGCAGUGCUCGAGUUAAGGACAAGCGAGGUCAACUUGCACUUCACCGUGCCGCUGCAAUUGGCUCUACGCCUAUAAUCAAUGUUCUGCUGAAGGAGGGCCGAAGCCCCGUGAACGCUACUGACAAUGAUGGACUUACGGCGUUACACCAUGCGAUUUCUGAAGGUCACGGCGAUGCUGCGCUUACGUUGUUGAAGGCUGGUGCUGAGGCAGAUAAGAAGGACGCGAAUGGAAGGCUAGCGAUUGACAUGGCACCAGAUUCGAAGGUUCGGACUUAUAUUCUGCAAGCUGUGGAAAGGGAAGGAAUCGACUUGUGA